AUGUUGCAGCCACGGCUCUCCUUGGCGGCGGUGCGCAGAAGCUUCCAGCUCCUCGCGGUCAGCCAGCCUGCCCUGCGCACAUACUCGUCUCGGAGCUCUAGGGCCGCGCCCGACAGCAGCGAGAGCCGCACCAACUCAAUCGAAAGCACAGGCUCGCAAUCGGUCAUUCUGCGGACGUACAAGCCGCGGACGCCGGGUGUGCGACAUCUCCGCCGCCCCAUCAACGACCAUCUCUGGAAAGGACGUCCCUUCCUGCCCCUUACGAUCCCAAAGAAGGGCCAGGCCAAGGGUGGGCGCAAUGUCUACGGAAGGAUCACAGUACGGCAUCGUGGCGGAGGUGCGAAGCGGAGAAUACGCACUGUUGAUUUCGAGCGAUGGAGACCGGGCCCGCAUCUCGUCGAGCGCAUCGAGUACGAUCCCGGCCGCAGCGCGCACAUCGCCCUCGUCACGGAGCAAGCGACCAGCCGCAAGUCCUACAUCGUCGCGGCCGAGGGGCUGAGGGCCGGCGAUGUGGUGCACAGCUACAGAUCGGGCAUUCCCCAGGACCUCCUGGACAGCAUGGGCGGCAUCAUCGACCCCGGUAUCUUGGCAGCGAAGACGGCAUUCCGCGGCAACUGCCUGCCGAUGCACAUGAUCCCCGUGGGCACGCAGGUCUUCUGCGUCGGGUCUGCGGCGAAGCGCGGUGCGGUGUUCUGCCGCAGCGCCGGAACCUCGGCAACCGUGGUCAACAAGAACGAAGAGACCAAGGACGAUGGUACCAAGAUCAUGACGGGCAAGUACGUCGAGGUGCGGCUACAGAGUGGCGAGGUGCGGCGGGUGAGCAAGAAUGCGUGCGCAACCAUCGGCGUCGCCAGCAACAUCCACCACCACUACAGGCAGCUGGGUAAGGCUGGUCGCAGCCGAUGGCUGGGCAUCCGGCCAACAGUCCGUGGUGUCGCCAUGAACAAAGUUGACCAUCCUCACGGUGGUGGCCGAGGCAAGUCCAAGAGUAACCGUCACCCUGUGACACCUUGGGGCCGACCUACCAAGAGCGGCUACAAGACGCGCCGGACGCACAACGUCAACAAGUGGGUUGUGACGCCACGACCUCGCAACCACGGCAAGCGGAGAGAUAAGAGGUCGUCCAAGGAGUAA
Messenger RNA from Purpureocillium lilacinum, 1134 nucleotides. RefSeq names its product mitochondrial 54S ribosomal protein uL2m. The record is from RefSeq and is a predicted model, not a curated record. Gene Ontology annotation, biological process: mitochondrial translation. Lineage: Eukaryota; Fungi; Ascomycota; Sordariomycetes; Hypocreales; Ophiocordycipitaceae. Gene Ontology annotation, cellular component: ribosome; mitochondrial large ribosomal subunit. Gene Ontology annotation, molecular function: RNA binding; structural constituent of ribosome; transferase activity.